Acinonyx jubatus (cheetah) is the source of this 20010-nucleotide messenger RNA. RefSeq names its product SRY-box transcription factor 5 (gene SOX5). The coding region runs from base 12979 to 15240 and encodes 753 amino acids. Gene Ontology annotation, biological process: regulation of transcription by RNA polymerase II; positive regulation of chondrocyte differentiation; cell fate commitment. The record is from RefSeq and is a predicted model, not a curated record. Gene Ontology annotation, cellular component: nucleus. Gene Ontology annotation, molecular function: DNA-binding transcription factor activity, RNA polymerase II-specific; RNA polymerase II cis-regulatory region sequence-specific DNA binding. Lineage: Eukaryota; Metazoa; Chordata; Mammalia; Carnivora; Felidae. The transcript has 15 exons.
ACACACACACCGUAUCUUCUUUAUCCAUUCAUUUAUUGAUGGACAUUUGGGCUGCUUCAAUAAACAUAGGGGUGCAUAUAUCUUUUGGAAUUAGUGUUUUCAUAUUCUUUGGGCAAAUACCCAGUAGAAAAAUUAAUAGAUUAUGUGAUAGUUCUAUAUUUAAUUUUUUGAGGAACCUCUAUACUGUCUUCCACUGUGGCUGCAUCAGUUAGCAUUCCCACCAACAGUGCACAAGGGUUCCUUUUACUUCAUAUCCUUGCCAACACUUGUUGUUUCUUGUGUUUUUUAUUUUAACCAUUCUGACAGGUGUGAGGUGGUAUCUCAUCAUGGUUUUGAUUUACAUUUCCCUGAAGAUUAGUGAUGUUGAGCAUCUUUUCAUGUGUCUGUUGGCCAUCUGUAUGUCGUCUUUGCAGAAAUGUCUGUUCAUGUCUUCUGCCCAUUUUUAAUUGGAUUAUUUGGUUGUUGUUGUUGUUGUUGUUAUAUAAGUUUUUUUAUGUAUUUUGGAUACUAACCUUGUACCAGAUAUGUCAUUUGGAAAUAUGUAAAAUAUUAUUAUUUUUUCUCUUAUUCAGCUAGAUUGCUUUCUAUUACCCUGUCCUCCAGGUCACUAAUUCAUUCUUCUGCUUCCUUUAGUGAGUCUCUUAUUUAUAUUAUUUAUUUAUUUAUUUAUUUAUUUAUUUAUUUAUUUAUUUAUUUUAGUAGGCUCCAUGCCCAGCAUGGAGCGUGAACUCACAAUGCCUCCAUUGCAAAUCGCAUGCUCUAUGGAUUGAACCAGCCAGGUGCCCCUCAUCUAAUGUAUUUUUUAAUUUCAGUUAUUGAGUUCUUCAUCUCUGAUUGUAUCUUUUUCAAGUUUUCUUUGUUAAGCGUGUCACUGAGGUCCUCUACUCUUUUCUCAAGUCCAUUGAGUAUCCUUAUGAUUAUUACUUUACAUUUUCUAUCAGGCGUAUUGCUUUCUCUGUUUUGUGUAGGUCUCUUGCUGUGAUCUUGUCCUGUUCUUUCAUUUGGGACAUAUUCUUCUGUUUCCUCAUUUUGUCUAACUCUCUGUAUCUGUCUCUAUGUGUUAGGAAAGUUAACUAUGUCUCUUACUCUUGAAAGUAGUGGCCUUAUUAAGAAGACGUCCUGCUGUGUUCUGCAAUAUAGUGUCCCCUAUUUACCAGACACUGGGGCUUCAUUGAUGUUUCCUAUGUGUGUUACUUGCACCCUUCUAUUGUGACUGAGCCACUCUUGACUUAGUUCAGUUGUCUGCAGUGGCUCUCUUUGCUUGUUGUGGACAGGGUUUGGUCCCUUGUAUUGUUAGUGGGCCAAUGUGGGGUUGCCUAGGGCUUAAACUGAGCCAGACCAUGCAUUUGCCCAAGAUGCAAUGGCACCUCCUGCAAGAGAACAUGGGGGUGGAGCAUGUGGUACCAGCAAGAGGUAUACUGGUGUGAAGGGAUCUGCAGCUCUGGGAACUGAGGCAGGCUGUUUGGAGGGGGCAGAUCCACAAAAGUGAAUAGUGGUGGGACACACAGAGUUAGCAAGGUUUGUAUGAGUCUGGUGUGGUAGGGAGCUGAGGUCUGGAUGGAAGGGGGAACACAGGAGAACACAGGAGUAAGGCUCACCGUUAGCAAAUUAGGUGGUGAGUGUUGGCAUAGUGGUGGUACCUGCAGGUGUCUGUGUGUUUAUGCUGGAGGGUGGACAAGGUAUGUAGCAUCCCCCAGCUCCUUUGUCCCUGAAAGUGUCUCCCAGUGAUCCUUGCCCCUCCAGCAUAUGCUCUGAGAUUAACAAAUCUCCAUCCAUAUGCCCCAGGUAUCUUUCAAACUGCUGCUUCUAUGCUGUAUCUCCCUGGGGGUAACUUCUUGUGUUAUCUCUUUAAAUUGGGGACUCAGUUUCCUCUUCCUCUCCUUCAUGUCCCAUGAACCUGCUGAUUUUUAAAGUGCCACGUUUUAAGCCUCACUAAUUGUAAGAACUCAAUUGAAUUUGGCAUCUUGGUUUUCAAAGACAAAUGGUAUGGGGAUUCAUCUGCCCUGUGUGGGCUCCCUGGUAUGACUCUGUUUUUCUCUCCUCUUCAUGCCCCAGUGUCCUUUCCUCCUGUAGACAGUUCUGUGGGACCAUUUAGCUUCUUUUAGCUUUAGCUUCUGACCACAUUGUUGCCCUUUCUACUCUUCCAUGUGGCCCCUUCUCUACAUUUAGUUGUGGAGUUUGUUCUGUCAGUCUUCAGGUCAUUUUCUGGGUUAUUUACACUGAUGUGAGUGAUAUCUAGUUGCAUCCCUGGGAGAGGUGAGGUUAGAAUUUUUCUGCUCUUCCAUCUUCCUUGUAAGUUUUGUUUUUGUUUGUUUGUUUUUAAUUGCAAACCUAAGCCACAAAUCACCAGUUCUGACUACUUUUAUAAACUCAAACCGUAACCUGACCGAAAUCCCUAGUUUCUCCCAUUGCUUAGUAUGUUCAACUCCCUUCAUUUAUUAUUUUACAUUUUACAUUAUUAUAUUUUACAUUUUACAUUUAUUUUCAUAGUCUGGUUAUUUUUGUUUGGCUCUUUAAUCAUUACUUAAUGAAGAGAUUAGGUUGUACAGAAAGGGAAGCGUAUCCUCAUCACCUUCACUAUAUCCUCAUAGUACUGAGAAACCUGUAUUAAGUAUGUACGCAGUAAAUAUUUGUUUUCAUUUGCUUUUUUAUACUUCUGAUUGUGGGUUGUGUCUUGAAAGACUAUCCAUAGAGAAUUAGCAGGGGAAACAUGAUUUCCUGUUUCCUGAGCUUUGUUGGUGAAUCUAAGAUUGAGGUUGGGGCUGGGGGUCUGAUCUAGGUAAUUUGUAGAUGGGGAAAAUAUGCUCCUGGCUGCAAUAGGAAUAUACACCAGCAGAGAAAACACCUUCCUGGGCUCCUAAGAAAUCAUUCAUCUUUCCUUCCCAUUGAUCUUAUUUUCAUACAAAGUUGAGGCAGCAUGGUGAGACUAGAAUUUUCUUUGGAAAAUCCAUUAAAAAAAACACACUUAGGACUGGGCAAGGAGAGUUUUCUAAAUUGUUUCAAUUAUUUGCAAUGUCCAAGUGCCAAAUGGGGGCUUUAUUUAUCUUAAAUGAAGAAAAUUAGCUAUUUAGCAAGUUCACUCUUCCACCCACAAAUCUUACUUAUUUCCUUUUGAAAUAAUUACAGAUUUUGGUUGGUAUAAUAGGAAUGUUUUGUGUAUGGAUUUACUGUCAAUGAAAUACAGAAGAGCUAUUUUCCAAGUAAGGUGAAAUUUAAUGCCAGAAUUUCACUAUUUAAAUGUCUUAGAGAUUAGACUGUAAUGAUGAAGAUGAUGUAUGAUAUGCAUAUAGUAUAUGUGUAUAUAGUACUGUAUAUAUAAUUACAGAGAGAGAACCUAUCUGGCAAGUGAUAAUAGUGAACUCCUUAAAUGUUACAAUAAAAUGAAACAGCAUAGUUAGAUUAAUGCAAUGUUUCUUGAAUCCUUGCUAUAGACUAUUCAAAAAGGAAGCACAUAGUUGAAAUGCCUCUUCAUGAGAAUCACAGAAGGACCCUCAUCAUUAUUUGAUUCUCCCACCAGAAGUGGCUUGAACAGAGCCUUGUAUAACUAUGUGAACUGCCUGAAUUAUUUUAUUUUUUAAUGGAUUUAUUAUAGCAACCUGGUCAAGGUUCAAGAUCACUCACUCUUUUCUUCUGGUGGAACAUAAUUUGGCCACUCAUAAGCUGUAGCAUUGGACUGCAGCCUAAAGGCUAAAAAGCCUAUAUCUUUCAACAAACCUAAGACAGUAACUAUUCCCUCUAUAUUUACAGAUUAUUUUUUUCUUUGCAAAAGUAAUAACACUCAGUAAACAAGAAAGUGCUGCUAGCAUUUUGGAGUUUUCAACUAAUUCCUCAGCAAAGACAAUUUACUGUACCAUGGUUGUAUUUAGUGUAAAAAUAAGAGGAACUUCCUAGAGACAGAAGUGAUUUUUCUAGUUGGUUACCUACAAGGAGAUGUAUUGAUUUCUAUUGGUAGUACUCGUUUCUGCCUACAGAUGUAUGUUGUGUCCAGGGGUUCAGAAAACAGGGCUUUUAAUUCUUUGUAAGUAGUAGCAUCCUAUGAAAGGUAUUUUGUUGUUGUUUUAACUGCAACUACAAAAAAUAUUGCACACGUCAGUUUAAAAUGAAUUGACCUUUUGUUUCAACGAGGGCGGUGUGUUGCUUGUUAUAGAGUGACUCCAUUUGCCCAUGCAAAUAAGCACAAAGCCAGGAUAUUAUCAGGCAAUGGCAAAAUUAAGAGGUAGGUCAGAUUUAAUGGAAACAUCUGUCAUUAACCCUUUUACAGAAACUGCCUCGGGGAAUCCUUGCAGAUAAAAGCUAUGCUAAGCUAUCUUACCUUGCUUUGCAGAGCUGCAAAGGGAUGGCAGUCCUAAUGUACAAAUUCUGUUCAGAGGAUUUACUUUAAAGAAUGCCGCAUUUUAGAAUUUGGGAGAAAAAAAGGCUUAUUUUGUAUAUUUUCCUCUUUACAAAAAAAGUAAAAGACUAUGGAACAAUUAAGGCUGUUGCUAAUUUUUAGAUUUUCCACCAGCAGACUUCUCCCUGAUGGUUACAUUAUGCCAUUCCAAGAGUGUCAUCUUAUUAAUACCUCAAAUCACAAAUAAUAUAUUUAGGUACUAUUUCCUGAAUUAGAAACAAAAUUAGAAGUAGAAAUUAGAAAAAAAUAGAAACAAAAUUAGGAAAACAAUGGUAUCCAUAGCUGCAGAUGAUAAUAUAUCUUUGCCUAUUUUGUGCAGUGGUAAUAAAAACUUGAUUUUCUUAACUGAACAUUUAUUGAAGGUAAUUCAACUUAACAAAAAUUUAACAGUCACUUGGAUGUCAUUUAUUUAUAUUUCUCUAAAUUAUCGGUUACUAAUAACAGAAACAUAUGAGUCAGUUGGUUUGCAUUUGCGAUGAAAUUGAAACCACAAUUUAAGAUUACGAGUCAUACAAUAAACUGCAUUUGAAAAUAGUUUUUUUAACUUAUAUAAAGUGAACACAAGUGUUAAUAAUAUCAAUUUCCUAGUUAGUAAAGAGAGGGGAGGAAAAUCCCUGAAUAUCUUCACAGGAAAAAAACUAAAUAAAAAACAAUUCUUCUGGUGCUUUUCAUUAUGUUUAUUCACAAUACAAUUGCCCUUAACAUUAUUUCAUUCCUUUUUUCUCUUAUAUUUUUAUUUUCACAUUUGCCUUCAUUGUGAUAUUUUAUUAAUUCUUCUUAAUUCUAUCUUUGUGUUUUUUCUUCCUUAAUUCUCUUUGUCUUCACACCAUCCUAUCAUCAGUAUAGCUGGGCUUUUACUUUCUUUUUUACCUCUUUGAAAAUAGGAUGUACCAAUAACAUUGUACCCCUCUUUUGAUGAUUUCUUCUAAAUAAGAUUUCAAGCUUAUCUAACUAAAACAAAGAAACAAACAAACAAAAACCAUUGUAAGAUGAACAGAAUGGACGUUUACUUUCCCUUUUGGGGGGACUUUUUAUACAAUGUGUGACUUCACUACUUUGAGUAGGAGGGACCCACAAAUGUUUGUGCAAGCAGUUGAAUGAUGAACCAUUUUAAUCUGCACCCAACCUUCCCAAACCAUGGGAUUUAAUUGAGUUGAACUUUUCUGAAUAUUACUUUGGGUAGAUUAAGGAGCAUGAAAGAGAAUUAGAGCAACCAUGGAUGAUGAGAACAGAAGGCAAGCUAAGGGCCAAACACAAGCUAGCUGCCUGCCCUCCCCCCCCCCCCCCCCCGGCUCCACCAGGUAGAAUGUGUGUGAUUUUCCUCAAGCACACAUAGCUGCCAAGAACAAGGAAAAGGAAAGAAAACAAAUGGUUGACCGAUAGAGAUCACAGUCAUGCAGGACAUGAGUCUCCAUCUGUUUAUAAAUACCAAUAGCCUAAUCUCCAGAAACCUAUAGACUCAGUUUCCUAGAGCCCCUAGUAUCACCCUUCCCUCCAUAGUGAUGUGGGGGAACAAAGACAAGAAGGAAAUGGCAGGUAAAAUUAAAUUUCCUUACGACCUACAGCCCAUUGCAGCUCUUUCUGACCAUGGAUCCUGUCCCUGUGCUUUAAUAAAAUCCCCUUUUUGCACCAAAGAUGUCUUCAAGAAUUCUUUGUUGGCUGUCAGCUCCUAACUCCACCCCCCUCCAUCACUCCAAAACCUCAUCAUUGGAUAUAUAUCUGCUUUUUAAAAAUACAGUAUUAAUUUUUAACGUUAAGCUUUAGUAUGUUUGAGAACUAUUUUUGAACCACAAAACCAGCCAAGUAAUGUCAAGUUUCAACUGUAGAAUUAAAUGGACUUGAAAGCAUCUUAUGCUGUUUCAGAAUUCAUCUAUUACUUUUAUAUUAGUCAAGAGUUAGCAAUUUAUUUCAAAAUAUAAAUCAUGUCUGUUGCUUUCUGUGCACGCAUGCGUGUGGACCCAUAUCAGUGGGUCCAUCCCUUUUGGACUGUGUGCCCCUCAAAGUCUUUUUGCACUGACCAUUUUGUACAGCAUUUAUUUCAACAAUAUGUACAAUUAGUCAUCUGAUUAGUUGUUUUUUUUUUUUAAUGACAAAUGCUUUUAGUGGGCACUUGUAUGCUAAUGCUUGAAUUUUGUGUGUAAAUCUAAAUGUACAGGAGGGCUUGGCCAAGAACAGUUUCAAAACAGUUGCAGCACAUCUGACCCUAGACCUGAUUAAAGAUCAAGAACAUUCAAUGCUAUCUUAUUCCAAAUCAUAGUGCUGUAGGCUCUUGGUCCCAGAGGCAAGUGUGACCUGCUUAGUCAAUUGGCAAGUAACACAGAUUUUGUGGAGUAUGUGUUACUUUCAAACAGCAACCAGAAACAUGGUAUUUACCAAUAAGAUUUUCUUUUUAUUCAGCCAUGGCCAUGGUAUCUCCUAGGUGUCAUUGCAUUUUGUUCUUGUUUCCUCAUUUAUAAUAUUGUUCGCAUUUAAUAGUUGGACAACAUGUUUCAGGGAUGUUGAAAUUUGGCUGAAAUAUCUAUUUUGAAGGAAAUUUUACUUUUUAAUUUUUAUUAGGUUUUAAUGAUUCUCUUCUAAGAACCUUUUGGUGAUUAAAUAAAUGUUCAAAGCAAGACCUGUGAGUUAAUAAACAUCUUGUUUCUAGUUCACAGGGGGAGACACUAUGCAUUGAAAAGAGGGUAUAUGCCAUCCAGGAUGGUUAAGAUUUCUCUUUGAUCUUUGCAAUUUCUUUGUUACAAAGAAAGAGCUGUGAAAAUCCCUCUGUGGUUUAUAAUUUGAGGCAGGACAAUGAUUUUUCUUUUUCCACAUCCUGUGGACAGUUGACUUGUAUCUUAAAGACCCCUAUCAGUUAGCUGCACUGUUGGCAACCCUUGCCACAUUGUAUCUCUCUUUGAUAAUCAGGACAUGAAUCCUUAGUUUCAAUCAAUAGGUGCCUCUUUCUUGAAGGAGUUAUCUGAAGUAGAAGAAGCAGUUUUCCUGACCGAUGGGCCUACUGGGCCUAAAUCUAGAUUCUUAGGAUGAAACAUUGUAUUGCUGAUUUUUCCCCCCAAACCAGAGAAGUUCAUUGUUAUGCUGACAUGACAUUUCAGAAUGGUCUACUGGAAUUCUCUUUUUACGUUCAUUUUUUGAAAAUUUCAAUUUAUUGAAUUGCUUUUUGAAUAUCAUUAUACGGUUCAGAAUUCAGAAAGUAUAAAAAUGUGCACAACAAACAAUUUUUCCUAUUCUUGCUCUCCUUUUACCCAGUUGCCACUCCCCUCACUCCUCAAAAGUAACGGUUCUAAUUGGAAAUGUGUAUGUUCUUCUGGACUUUCUUUACUUGCUGAUUCUUUUUUAAUAGGUCAUACCUAUUCUCAGUCUCCCAAUUUAUACAUGUCCUUGUUCACUUGACGUUCAUAAAGUGUCUUACUAUGAAGUGACAUUUAACAAUGUGCAUGUUGAAUCUGGGUACUUUUUGCUUGGCUUUGCAUUCAUCUUUCCACUUAUGUUUUGAAGAGACAUUUCAUAUUUUCUUUGCUCUAAUUCUGGUUGCCAGGAUGGCUAAAUGCCAUUCCUGGAAGGGGUGUGCAUUAGAGUUGGCACAGACAGAACCACUGGCACAGGAAAAGGAAACCAUUCCUGUGUCAAGGAGAUUUAUCUAUUCAUUAUUUUAAAAAUUAUUAUUGUUACCAUCACUGACCAUUCAUUGUGUGUGACCCGUGGCUUGGGUACCAUUUUAAACAAAGAACAAGGCAUGUUCUCAACUGAGCGUGUUGGGGCUCUAUCUGUGGUCAGAUUAUGAUUUUGGUGGCCAGACCUUUCCUUUACCAGUAAGUAGCAAAUAGUCCAAUAUUAUUGUUUUCAAACUGUCCUCCAAGGAAGGCAGUAGUUUUUUUGUAGAUGAUCCGAAAGCCAUUUAGUAAAGGGAGGAGAAAAGAACAUAACCGUACUACUUUUAGCCCUUUUCUAAGUCUUAUCCUUGUAAGAUUUCUAUUGAAGAAAUAUUGUGACAGUUAAAAAAAAAAAAAAAAGUUUGAAAUCCACUGCUGUAGAAGAGUAAAUGCCCUAGCUGGAGUUACAGAAAUCAUGUUCUUUAGUCUGGCUGUGGCUCAUUUUUGAUUCCAUGUUGCAUGGGGUGCAACAAUCUGAUGAGAACAAGUUGUACCCCACUUUGCAAAACUGAUAUGAUUUUGGAAAAGUUGAAUGUAAAUGUGUGUUAUCUAAUUGACUUACCCUUUCCAUGCACUAGAGAAAAAUCACUGUUUAGAGGGUUUCGGUGGGCAAUUUUUUGUAAAGGAUUUCUUUGUGAAUGAAUAAUGCCCUAUGUUAUGUUGUCUGGGUUUGAGCAUUUUAUUUAUAUUUUCUUUAAGGGAACAGCAUGUAUCCAAUAAGAGAGAGUAUGGUAGCGUUGACUUCCUAAAAUACUUGAAAGGUGUAACAUUAAGGGAUACAAUUAUCAGAGGGAAGAAAAGAAGCAACAAAGGAUUGGAAGGAGUUUUAUUUACAAGAACUGUGUAAAAGUGGUUUCUGAAUUUUGCUGGAGUACAGGAGGAGAAUGUAGCAGCUAGAAGAAGUGAACUGGCAGUAAUUUGAAGAUGAGAGAAUGGAGAAGAUGAUCUAGUUUACUGAAGAGUUUUUACUGAGAGAUUAAUGUCUGUAAUGAGGAUUUUGAAAGCACCUAUAUCAUUUUCUUUAUGAUAUUUUGACUUUAGUAUCUGUUUACAAAUUAGGGAAAGUAAGCUAUCUUAAAAUUAAUAGGAUUAAAAUGUUAAAGUUGUUACUUUACAUUUGGAAGUCAGUCCAGUUCAUUUAUGUAGCAUCUGGUUAGAGUUUAUAUAUUAAAAUAUGACUGUAUAAACAAUGUUUCACAUGUCAUCAGCAUUGAAUAAAUGAUCAUUGAAUCCUCCUAAAUGACAUUCACACGUAUCCCAAUAAUUCUAACAGCACUAGCUGCCUUACCAUUAAAUAGGUUUCACAACGGUUAAAAAUCAAGAUAGGAACUUCACAUUUUGUGUGUAAAUUAGUAAGUUAUUUACAGAUGUCAGUAACAUAUUUAAGAAAACUGAGCAAGGGCAAUAGCAGAAAAGACAUUAGUUAACAUUGGAAACUAUUGUUUUGAUUAGCUAGGUAAUAUUAAACAUAUUGAAGGUGAUAGAGGCAGAGAUUGUUCAUGUUGCAAUGUUUCUUAAAUUCUAUUUAAACUGUAAUAAAUUGAAAGUCAUGCAUAGAUUCUUUGCUUAAUGCAGUCUUCUGUUUACUUUGUUUUAUUCAUAGUUUCUAUCAUGCCCUUUUAAGUUUGAACUACAUCCUCUGGGUCAGGCCCAAAGGAAAGGCCACAAACAGUAAGCUUCUAGGGGUGCUCCACAUUGAAGAGCAGGUUGAGGAAGAAGAGGCAGAAAAAGGCUGAGAGAGGCCAAGCAAGAAGUGGGGAGAGUCAAGCAAGAAAGAUGAGGGUGGCAAAGAGCUGAGGAGGUUGUGUGCGACAGUCUUACCUGCUAAAGAGUGGUUAAAGAGCAUGAGGACGGAAAACAGGCCAGUGGACAUUGGAAAUUCAGUGGCUAUUGGUAACCAUUGCGUAAACAGCUUCUCUAAAAAGGUAGGAGCCAAGCAUUUGCAGCGGGUUGAAAAGGAUACAGGAGAUGAGUGAGAAGAGGCACUAAACUUGGCCUGGCUUGCAGGCAAUGUGGUUGUUGGUGAAAAAAGAAAAGGAAGUGAGAAAUAAGAGAAGUUGGGUCAACAAAAGAUAGUAUGACUACUUUACCACUUUGUGUUUUAUAGCUAUUUGUGACAAAUAAACUCCCUUUGAAGGUGUUUUUUUUUUCUCUCUUUUCCUAAGUUACGUUAAAGGAAUCUGGAAUGGUUGGCACUGUUUUCCAAAGAGUUUUUUUUUAACAAUUUGCUUGUGGUUUUUCCCUUUUUGUCUACUAUUUUAACUAUAAAAAAUUGCUUAAAUGGAUAUUUUUGUCUUCAACCAGGCGUUCAUCCUCACCAUGAGCACCGUAUAGUAAUGGGGCAUUAUUCUUUAAUUUACUCCUGAGAUCUACUUGCUAGAAUUUUCCUUCCUUAUUCUGAAGUUAGCUUGGCCUAUAAUUUUGUGUGUCAGGGAAGGUGUGUACCAUAUAUGGCUUUGGUUGUGACUUGGUGUCAGGGUUUUGCUAACCUUGCAAAAGAAUUGUGAGUCUUUUAAUCAUUUUAAUGUUUUGGGGGUGCUUAAAUAAGGAAAAAAAAUUCUCAUUCAACUUAGUUUUGUUAGAACCCAUAUAAAAUUACUUGAAUCAGAAAGAAAAAAAACCCAACUACCUGUGUCUGGCAUUUUUAAGAGAUGGAUCUUCGAUAGUCCUUUCAAUUUCUUCUAUGGCCAUUGGCAUAUUUAAGCUUUCUAUAUCUUCCGUCAUUUGGUAAUAUUAAAGAAAUAUUAUUAUUAUAUAUUAUUAUUAUUUAAUGUUACAUAUUAAAGAAAAUUAUUGUUAGGAUGAGGGAAAUGAGUAUGUUUUAGUCUAAGGAGAAGGAACCUAGUGAUGAAUAGGAAUUUAUGAUAAAAAUAGACCCAGGAAUCAUAUAAUUAAGGAGAAAAAUUAUUCUGGUAAAAAGAGUGGUGGAAUUAAGAAUAUAACUGGAAGGACCAGAAAGAAUCAGAGAACACCUAUCCUUCAACUUGAGAGAAGGACGUAAGGAAGGGCAAAGAUAGACUAAAUUUAGAGGUGGAAGAAAUUGAUACUUAAAGGGGAAACAGAAGGAAACAAAAAGAAAAAAAAAAGAUUUAUUCAUUUAUUCUCUGCCAGGCAUUGUGUAAUGUCUUGUGUAGAAAUAAUCACACUUAAUCUUCAUAUAACUCUAGAGAGCAGGCUUUAUUCUCUCCACCUGUAUCUCUGGCUAAGGACACAGACAGGUUCAGUAAUUUGCCCAAAGUAUCAGGUCUCAAAACUGUGAAACUUGUAUUAGUAUUUGUUCAGUAUGAUUACAGAGGUUUUUAGGCAAAACUCAAUUAUUUUUUUCUGUGAUUGGACAGAAUUAUCUACCAGUAGGCAUGUAUACUUGUAUUUGUACAAAUUUGCGUGUAAGUACACAACUGAACAUAGAUCUUAUGUGUAUCUAAAUAUCCAAAUAUAUUAGGUGUAUAUAUAUAAUUCAUGUAAGAAAAUAAUCUAAGGAUUUAGUCUAGAAGGAUCCCUCUCUAGGUGCUAAUGAUAAUAUCAAUCAUAAUGAUAACAGCUUCAUUUAUUGAGCAACCACGUAUUUGCUGACAAUUUUCAUUUCUUAUAUUUCUAGUUUCACUGUCAUCAUAGAGAGUAGAACUGUUAUCACCAUUUUUAUGGAUGAGCUGAUUGAAUCUUAGAGAAUUUCAGAAACUUGCCCUGAGUCAUUUUGGUAUAUUCCUGAGUAGGCAUUCAAACCUAAGUUAAAGAACUGUACCUCUCUAUACCAAGCAUUACCUUUUUUGUGACAUUCACUUAUUAAGAUUACCUAGGAUGUGCUUUUCUUUUCAUGGAAGCCACUCGGAUGAUUACAAUUUACUUCUCAGAUUUAACCCUGUGAAUCUUCGAUUCUUACAAGAGUUUUUGUUAUGCCUCUGCUUAGGUAGGUAUUCUUUGCCUGUGAUUGUCUAUUUGAACAAUCGAAAUAAAAUAAAACAGAUUCUCAUUUUCAUUUUGCUAAAAUGGCUAGCUCAGUCCCGUGUCCAGGGUAUACACUCAUCUAGUGUCUGUCAAUGACACUUAUGAUUCUCUGGGGAAUGCAUGCCUACUCAAGAGGACUGAAGAAACUUUACACCUGCCUAUUUGUACAACAAUGAAAAACGUAGCAUUUUUUAAAAAUCCUGUGACCAUAGGACUUGUGAUUUUUCUACAUGGCAGAAAAUGAUUGAAUGUAGACUUUUGAAAAUUCGCAUUUCAAGACACGUCAAAGGCAUUUAUAAUGAUCAUAUAUAGUCGCUUACUUAUCCACUCCCAUUUCUUUCUCCCUUUCACUUUUAUGCCUCUGCGCCCACAGCAUGUGAAAGCAUUGAAAGAAAAUAAGAAUCUUAAACUCAUAAACAUACCUGCUUACCAUCUGGCAGGCAUCCCAGCAGUCUGGUGAUCUCCUUAGUUAUCCAGCAGAUAGUAGAAAAACAAGAGUCCUGUGAAGAUUUCACAUGUUGCCAUAUCCCUGCCAGAUGGUGAUUUGUAAAACACGGACAAAUUGCACUGGCUCCACUUCCCUCCGACAAUCACAACAGAAACACUAUAGCAAUGGUGUUUAAUUUGAAAGCAACUUCAACUGAGUAACUUUUAAGGUAUUAACAUCUGAAGAUUAUCAGGACAAAAUGUGUCAUUAUCUCCAGAGAGCUGGUCCUUCACAGGCCUGCUAGUCUGUCCACUGAUACUUCUAGGAUUCUCCCUUUAAAAAAAAAAAUCUAUGGAGGGUUGGGAAAUGUCAACAUCAUGGGACAUUUGAUUACUACCUACUGAUUCUUUGCCACAACAUGAUGUUUUUCUGUCAUCUAAUGAUGGGCUGCAGGACUAAAAACUAUAUUGACAAAUUUGACAAUUGGGCAACCUACUUCACAUUGGAACAUGAAGAACCGAAUCUGAGUAGAAGCAGGGAAUUCUCCCCUCUAAGUGUUAAUAAAACAGAUGUCUUCCAAGCGACCAGCCUCUCCGUAUGGGGAAGCAGAUGGAGAGGUAGCCAUGGUGACAAGCAGACAGAAAGUGGAAGAAGAGGAGAGUGACGGGCUCCCAGCCUUUCACCUUCCCUUGCAUGUGAGUUUUCCCAACAAGCCUCACUCUGAGGAAUUUCAGCCAGUUUCUCUGCUGACGCAAGAGACUUGUGGCCAUAGGACCCCCACCUCUCAGCACAAUACAAUGGAAGUUGAUGGCAAUAAAGUUAUGUCUUCAUUUGCCCCACACAACUCAUCUACCUCACCUCAGAAAGCAGAAGAAGGUGGGAGGCAGAGUGGUGAGUCCUUGUCGAGCACGGCCCUGGGAACUCCCGAACGGCGCAAAGGCAGCUUAGCUGACGUUGUUGACACCUUGAAGCAGAGGAAAAUGGAAGAGCUCAUCAAAAAUGAGCCAGAAGGUAAAGAAACCCCCAGUAUUGAAAAGCUACUCUCAAAGGACUGGAAAGACAAACUUCUUGCAAUGGGAUCAGGGAACUUUGGUGAAAUAAAAGGGACUCCUGAAAGCCUAGCUGAGAAAGAGAGGCAGCUCAUGGGUAUGAUCAAUCAACUGACCAGUCUGCGAGAGCAGCUAUUGGCUGCCCACGAUGAGCAGAAGAAACUGGCUGCAUCUCAGAUUGAGAAACAGCGCCAGCAAAUGGAGCUGGCCAAACAGCAACAAGAACAGAUUGCAAGACAGCAGCAGCAGCUCCUGCAGCAACAACACAAAAUCAAUUUGCUUCAGCAACAGAUCCAGCAGGUUCAAGGUCAACUGCCGCCAUUAAUGAUUCCCGUGUUCCCUCCUGAUCAACGGACACUGGCUGCAGCUGCCCAGCAAGGAUUCCUUCUUCCUCCAGGCUUCAGCUAUAAGGCUGGAUGUAGUGACCCUUACCCUGUUCAGCUGAUCCCAACUACCAUGGCAGCUGCCGCUGCAGCAGCACCAGGCUUAGGCCCGCUCCAACUGCAGCAGUUAUAUGCUGCCCAGCUAGCUGCAAUGCAGGUAUCUCCAGGAGGAAAGCUCCCAGGCAUUCCCCAAAGCAACCUCGGUGCUGCUGUAUCUCCUACCAGCAUUCACACAGACAAGAGCACAAACAGCCCACCACCCAAAAGCAAGGAUGAAGUGGCACAGCCACUGAACCUAUCAGCUAAACCCAAGACCUCUGAUGGCAAAUCACCCACAUCACCCACCUCUCCCCAUAUGCCAGCUCUGAGAAUAAACAGUGGGGCAGGCCCUCUCAAAGCCUCUGUCCCAGCAGCAUUAGCUAGUCCUUCAGCCAGAGUUAGCACAAUAGGUUAUUUAAAUGACCAUGAUGCUGUCACCAAGGCAAUCCAAGAAGCUCGGCAGAUGAAGGAGCAGCUUCGGCGGGAGCAACAGGUGCUUGAUGGGAAGGUGGCUGUUGUGAACAGUCUAGGUCUCAAUAACUGCCGGACAGAAAAGGAAAAAACAACACUGGAGAGUCUGACUCAGCAACUGGCAGUUAAACAGAAUGAAGAAGGAAAAUUUAGCCAUGCCAUGAUGGAUUUCAAUAUGAGUGGAGAUUCUGAUGGAAGUGCUGGAGUCUCGGAGUCAAGAAUUUAUAGAGAAUCCAGAGGGCGUGGUAGCAAUGAACCCCACAUAAAGCGUCCAAUGAAUGCCUUCAUGGUGUGGGCUAAAGAUGAGCGAAGGAAAAUCCUUCAAGCCUUUCCUGACAUGCACAACUCCAACAUCAGCAAGAUAUUGGGAUCUCGCUGGAAAGCUAUGACAAACCUAGAGAAACAGCCAUAUUAUGAGGAGCAAGCCCGUCUCAGCAAACAGCACCUGGAGAAGUACCCUGACUACAAAUACAAGCCCAGGCCAAAGCGCACCUGCCUCGUGGAUGGCAAAAAGCUGCGCAUCGGUGAAUACAAGGCAAUCAUGCGGAAUAGGCGGCAGGAAAUGCGGCAAUACUUCAAUGUUGGGCAACAAGCACAGAUCCCCAUCGCCACUGCUGGUGUGGUAUACCCUGGAGCCAUCGCCAUGGCUGGAAUGCCCUCCCCUCACCUGCCCUCGGAGCACUCAAGCGUGUCUAGCAGCCCCGAGCCUGGGAUGCCCGUUAUCCAGAGCACUUAUGGUGUGAAAGGAGAGGAGCCACAUAUCAAAGAAGAGAUACAGGCUGAGGACAUCAACGGAGAAAUUUAUGAUGAGUUUGAUGAGGAAGAAGAUGAUCCAGAUGUAGAUUAUGGGAGUGACAGUGAAAACCAUAUUGCAGGACAAGCCAACUGAUAAGGGUCAAAAAAUGGUUGUGACCUUAGGACUUAAAGAAGCCCUAGCUGGUUCAUCCUUACCAGUGGCCAAGCACAUUAACUUUCUCAUACACUGACUGUUACUUUAACUGUUAGUCUUAAAUAGUUGGGACAUCAGCUGACUAAUAGACCUCAGCCUCAAAAGGCUUGGAAAGGAAAAAAAAAAAAAAUACAAGCAAACAACAAUAUCAACAACAAGAGAUUGAAAUAAGCUAUGGGUAAAAUAAUGCCAGUAAUUCAGCUGCUACAUCCAAGCACUGAAGUCUUACCCGUCAACUUUUUUUUUUUUAAUAAACUUUAUGGCUGUUUGUUCUACAAUGUUCUAGAAAUUCUCACUCAGGUACACAGUGCCAACAAGUGGCUUGUGAAUGUGUUUUGUUGUUUUGUGCUACAAUUUUUAAAAAGAAAUAAGUUUUGUUUUGUUUUUUGGGGCUUCUGGGUUUUUUCCUUUUCCUUUCCUUUCCUUUUUUUUUCCUUUUUUUUUCUUUUCUUUCUUUUUUUUUUUUUUUGUAAUGCACCUGACAGAAAAAAAGAAAGAUGAAUUUCUCUUUACUUCUCUCCACCUUCUCCAUCUCUAUACUUUAAAGAUGGAAGUCUGUGCAUGGGGGGGAAGUGGGAAAAAGAGCCUGUUUUUAACUUCCUUGCUAUCCACCACAAAAUAAGCAAUUAUUUUCUUCAGAGGACUUUCUUUGUCUAUUGCACACCACACUACAUCUUUGAGCAAGUGCCAAAUUUGUACUGAAGUGUUGACCCAGUUCCUUUUUUUUCCUUUCCUUUUUCCUGUUCCUUCUUAAGUUAGGACAGUGUUAUAUCUUAGACAAUCCCUUGGAAAACCUGAAAUACCAGCAGCUGGUGAGAUUUGACUUUUUUUUUUUUAAUGGAAACUGUAGGUGCUGUUCUCAGGUGAAGAGAGAGAGAGAGAGAGAGAGAGACAUAAGAAAUUUAGAGAAAAAAAUAUUUUCUGAUCUUGGAUUUUUGUGUGUAUGUAUGUGUGUGAUUAUGGUACUAAUAGGAAUAACAUUGAACCAUUGUGAGUUAAACCCACAUCUGGGGAUGAAAUCCCACAUCCUCCUAAGUGACUGGUCUGGAAGCAACCUUGACCUUGACUUUGCACUUCAAAUGACAACCAAGAUAGGGCUCAGAAAUUAUAUUUUUAAAUUUCUAAUAUGAUUAUUGGAUGGAUUGGGCGGCCCUGUGUAAUAGAGGUGUGCACAUAUAACAUGGAAGCUACUAGCAAACUGUUCCCAGAUGUCCCUUCUUCCUGAUCAGUUGGUUCCACUAAUGUUUGCUACUUAAUGAUUUCUGUUUGUUUUUCCUAUUGAUAACUUUGAGCAAAACAAUCAUUGUUUUCCUUGAAUAUAUUUGGCCAUUUUCCAGGAACACAGAAUUAGCUUAUUUCUUCAACAUUCCAUCCUUUCCUGAUCAGGAAAUGGAACUGAUGCUUUUAUAAGGUAUUUUUCAUCUCUCCAUGGAAUGAGGCGGAGGCCAUUUGCAUUUCACAAUUGUGGGCCAUGUGCAUCCCAUACCAUAAAGAGCAGGAUUUGAUUAAAAGUCAUUGCAGCCCAACAAAAUGGAGCCGGGCUGAACCUAGUGAGCGUCGCUACGACUCUUCACUCGCUGUAAGAGGAAUCCACUGAAGGCCAAUUUUUGGUUCCAGCAGAGUAUGUGCAUAGAGCGACAACUGAUGGUGACAGAACCGCUUGUUUAGAUUUUGCCAACCAAAUGCCACGACAGUUAUAGGGCUUGUACAAAUAAACGCAAAAUCGUUUAAAGUCAAUUGCCAUUAUUUGUGCUGAGGCAUCAGACAGUAAAUACUCCAACCAGGAGCUUGGAUGUGCUAUGGUUUUCACUCCAGUCAUCAUUUUGCUAUCUCACCCCUCAAACCUGACCCAAAAGUUUGAUUUUUACAUAUAAAUAAGAAAAAGAAUCCUUUUUAUUUUUCUCUCUCUCAAAAGACUUGCUCUGGGGUUUUGCUUGGAGGAGCUGAUCAUAUCUUGCAUGUCAGAGAUUUUGUUUUGUUUUUCUGUUUGUUUUUGAUGACUGUAUUUUCAUUUGAACUGCCUCUUUUUGCUAGUGUUGUAAUGAUGAUGAUGAUAAAAUAAUAAUAAUAAUAAUAGUAAUAAUAAUAAUAAUGGUCAGCUGUUCCCAGAUUAGUAAGUUAUGUAUAAUUUAUUUCUCCCUCUCUAUUUUAUUCUCCUCUGAUUUGGAAGUACAGCCAAUAAGCUGUUAGAUAUUUAAAACGAAUUCCCAUCUUCCAACUCAUUUAUAUAUAUAUAUUUAUACACACACACACACACACACACACACACACACAUUCACCCACACAAUUUUACUUCUCCUUCAGUACAUUUUCUCCUUUUUAAAAAUUUGGCCCCAACAACGUCAAGUACUGGUGUUUCAUACAAAGGAGUGAAUAGGAGGGUCGUGUUCAAUCUUAAUUAACUUAUGCUCUCAUCACUCAUUUUAGUUAUGUAAUUGCCACAGUCAUCUAGAGCCAUUUUUUUUUGUUUUUGUUUGUUGUUUUUAAGCACUCUGGAUAAGGAAAAAAAUAGACACUCGUUUUAUAUCGUUAUUAUGUACAAUGUGAAAACAGAUUUUUAAAAAUUUGUUCUUCGUCUUUGUUAACAAAUUCUUAUGUGGGUUCACCUCUCACGUUUGCUGGAUACUUAUUUUACACCACGUUAUAAAGAUGCUUUGUUUUCAUUUCAUUACUUUGGGCUACAAGAAUACUUUGUUUUAGCUCCAGGUAGAUGCCACUGAGGGCAAUCACAGCUGAAACCAAUUCUAACACACUUACCAGUGAGUUGACAAAACACUUCUGUGUGGUCUUUUUUUGUUCGUUUUUUAUUCUGUUUUAUUUGAAGGGGAAAAUGAAAUUGUUAAUGGUGACCUUUAACUGCUGAAAUUCAGAAGUUAAUUUUAUUUAGUUAGGUUUAUGUCAGAGAGACUACACCAUGGUGGACUAAAACAGGAAGUCCAGAGCCUUGUGUUCUGUUCUCUUGUUCUGACAUAGGAUUCGCUGGCUGUCGCAAUUUCUUUGCCUUGGUUUUCCCCAAAAGAAAACGAAAAAAAAUUAUGUUGAUGUUUAAAGUGCUUUGAUGUCCUUUGAUUAAAGGUGCUAUGAAUAGCAACUUACUGUGUUAACACAUUGCCUUUUUGGCAUUUGAUUGGUUUAUCAUUUUUAUAAAGGAUCCUAAAACCUUGUAUUCUUUUUCUGUGCCCCAUGAUGAUCAAAAAAGCUAAAGUUGAGGAAAUGAGAGGAAGAUCAAACUGAAAUGAAGCUAACAUUUCCCUACUCUAUCCUUUCCUACCUCCCCGUUCAUAUAUCCCCUCUCAUUCUCCCUCUCUCUUGCUCCCUUUCUCUCUCCCUCUCUCUCACACACACAAACGCAUACACACAUGCAUACACACACACACACACACAUGCACACACUCACCCCAGUACUGAGGAAUAAUCUUGCCUGAAUUCUGAUUUAUGGCUAUUGUGAUCAAUUCAUCUAAAAAUAGUCAUGUUAUAAAAUGAAUCUAAGAGAAUAUCACUGGAGAAAAUAGGUUCAAAUUGCUCAUUUACAAGAUACUACUAAUUUGGCUGGUUACUUGGAUAAAAUACAAAUACUUUGGCUUGGCAAUUGGAUAAAAUACAAAACUGUUCUUCAGUACAUUUGUACCUAAAUUACUUAAGUCAAUUUUUUACAUUUAUUUGGCAUCUGCAUUUAAAAGUUAACCAUAUAUAAAAUCCCUCCCAAAGAUCAUAACUAUUAUUGAAACCAAACCCUCUUAUAAGGAACAAAUAUAAAAGAGUUGUCUUUGAUGAAAUUAUUUCAUAGAUUUGAUUUUGGAGUAGACUUUUACCUUAAUUCAUUUAAAGAAAGUUAUCUUUAACUAUUUUGUGGUCCCAAUUUCAGAUAUUUUCUUAAUCCAGAAGUUGUUACUGUUUCCAGAAGAAAUCUCUUAUAUCACAUUUAAAACAUCAAAAGUAAUUACAUUUUCAUUCAUUCUAAUGGGUAAAUUAUUGAAUUGUAAUAAACAACUGUAUAUUUGCAAACAGGUUUAUAAAAUAUUUGUCUAUCAAGUUAAUAGUAAAAUAAAAAUUAUGGGGUCUGCAAGGAAAAUUAUGAAGCCCACUUAAAGUGGUUCAGAUAUCUCUUUGUCGUAUAGGGCAUAAGUUUUUGUUUAGACAGGCUUUUACAGUAUUUAAUUUUAAAGUUUCCUAUAACUAUCAGUUUCCCAAGUUGAAGAUGAUGUUGUGUUAAGUUUUCUACUGAUUGAUUCCUGUUCUCCCCAGUGUGUCUGUCACUGGUUCACUAAAACAGUAUUUAUACAGCUCCACUGGCUCUAAAGCUCUUAGUCCGUCUAACAUUUUGGAUUUUAUGAGUAAAAAUGGGGGAAAAAAGUAGAAAAGAGACAAUCAAAUGCCUGGAGCUUAAAACAAAGUAUGUGCAACCUACCAUCUCACUUGAAAUUUAAUAAAAUAAAUAAUUAUGUAAAUAUAACAUAGAGUUAUAGAUUUAUAUUUUGUUCAUAACACAUAGUGUAAUAUAAGUUGUAUAUUUUCAUGUUUUUGGUUUUAUGUUACCAUUCAUGCCACAAUAAAAACAGGAGUUUAUGUACUCUUAAAAAAAAAGAUGUGGGUUGCCACCAACCUGUUUUUUUUGUUUGUUUUUUGUUUUUUUGUUUUUGCAUUCUUUUUUUCAGUAUUACUGCCAUGCAAGGCACCAAUAAAAACAGCAAAUGUGUUCUUUACCUAUUA